Molecule: messenger RNA, 1738 nt
Organism: Capsella rubella
Lineage: Eukaryota; Viridiplantae; Streptophyta; Magnoliopsida; Brassicales; Brassicaceae
Product: microfibrillar-associated protein 1A
Exons: 3
Coding region: 168-1472 (434 amino acids)
Biological process (GO): mRNA splicing, via spliceosome
Cellular component (GO): U2-type spliceosomal complex
Molecular function (GO): RNA binding
Source: RefSeq, a predicted model, not a curated record
CUGGUCCUCCUCCUCCACCGUCUCUCCUUCUCCUCCGUCACGCCACGAUUUCUUAGGGUUUCUUACGAACAGGGUUCGCCGAAUUAAGAUUCCCUUCGUUCGCUGUUCUUCAUAUUCGGAAACAAAUAGCUAACUAUAACUGAGUUUGGUUACUGGCAAGUGCAAAUAUGUCGGUCACAGCGGGUGUGAGUGAUGCUGCGAUUGCUGUAAGGGAAAAACUACGUGGUGGUAUUGGACAGACUAGAGUGAGAAGGUAUUGGCCAGGAAAAGCUCCGGAGUGGGCUGAGGAAGCUGAGGAAGAUGAUGAUGUUAGGAUGCAGACGGUUUCUGUUUUGGAUAGAGCUUUUCCAAAGAAUGAUGAUUUGGGUGUUGCUAGAAAGGAUGAUCCUAGGCUGCGCCGUUUAGCUCAGAACAGAGUAGAAAACUUUGACGAAGUUAGAGCCGAUCAUCGUCGAAUUAGAAAGGCUGAGAUUAUAUCUACCGAAGAAGAAGAAAGGAAUCAAGAGAUUAAAGACGAGGAAGAUGAUGAAGAUGCCUUGGAAGAAAGAAGAAGAAGAAUUAGAGAAAAGAAUCUUAAAAGAGCGCAAGAGGAGGCUGCUCUACUCCCUCUAGAAGAAGAAGAUGAGAUACAAGAGGAAGAAGAAGAGGAGGAUGAGUCUGAGUACGAGACUGAUUCUGAAGAUGACAUGCCUGGUAUUGCCAUGAUCAAGCCUGUUUUUGUACCAAAAGCUGAGAGAGAUACGAUAGCAGAGCGUGAGCGGCUUGAGGCUGAAGAAGAAGCUCUUGAGGAAUUAGCAAAGAGAAAACUGGAGAUAAGAAAAGUAGAGACAAAGCAAAUAGUGGUUGAGGAAGUUAGAAAAGAUGAAGAGAUACGGAAGAACCUGUUAUUGGAAGAAGCUAAUAUUGGAGAUGUGGAAACUGAUGACGAACUCAAUGAAGCCGAGGAGUACGAGGUUUGGAAGACAAGAGAGAUCGGUAGGAUCAAGAGAGAAAGAGAUUCAAGGGAAGCUAUGCUGAUAGAGAGGGAAGAAAUAGAGAAGUUGAGGAACAUGACAGAGCAAGAGAGGAGAGAAUGGGAGAGGAAGAAUCCGAAACCUUCAUCUGUUCAACCGAAAAAGAAAUGGAACUUUAUGCAAAAAUACUACCACAAGGGUGCCUUCUUUCAGGCAGAUCCUGAUGAUGAGGCAGGUUCUGCUGGAACCGAUGGUAUAUUUCACCGCGACUUCUCUGCUCCAACUGGAGAAGAUAGAUUGGACAAAUCGAUUCUGCCCAAAGUUAUGCAAGUCAAGCACUUUGGUCGUAGUGGAAGAACUAAAUGGACUCACCUUGUCAAUGAGGACACAACAGAUUGGAGUAACCCGUGGACUUCCAAUGAUCCUCUACGCGAAAAAUACAACAAGAAAAUGGCAGGCAUGGACGCUCCUAUUGCAAAACCAAAGGGGAGCAAGAAGAUGAAAGACUGGGAGACUUGAACCGCAUCUACAUUUAGUCAGCGUUGAAACCAAAACCGACGCAAGUGGUACUAUGCUAUAGUUGAAAACAUCUUUACUCAGUUUUCUAAAUCGCAGUAACUAAUAAUAUUGCCUUGUGACUGACUGCCAUAAGCUUGUUUUUGUCUUUUGUAUCGUAUCCAUUAUGGAUCAAUGGAGAAAUCAUUUUACGUGUUUGCUUGCAUUGCCAAAGCAUUUUUAUGUAAUUCUGGGAAUUUCAAGAGAGAAAUCAGUGGCUCUAUUUUUCA